Messenger RNA from Arvicola amphibius (Eurasian water vole), 2417 nucleotides. RefSeq names its product transmembrane protein 87A (gene Tmem87a). The record is from RefSeq and is a predicted model, not a curated record. Gene Ontology annotation, cellular component: Golgi cisterna membrane; Golgi apparatus. Gene Ontology annotation, biological process: retrograde transport, endosome to Golgi. The transcript has 20 exons. Lineage: Eukaryota; Metazoa; Chordata; Mammalia; Rodentia; Cricetidae. The coding region runs from base 636 to 2318 and encodes 560 amino acids.
GUACCGAGACAGCCUCAGGGUCUGUCUCAGUGACUGUCACUCUGUGAUACCGAAAGCUGCCCCGUCUCUCUCCACUUUUAGCUUUGAGUGGGGAGUGCCGUGUGGAUCACUGCUGGACGCUGAUGUCGCCGGGCAAACUACUGCAGCUGACCUACAGUCUUUCGUGGUUAGAGGGGACUUUCAAGCUCAUGAACCGCUUCUAUUCCAGCCCUGCCAAAUUCCAGGCUCUGCUUCCACAGCUCCACAGCCGAAGAACUCACUACUGGAUGUCAAUCAUGCAUCCAGUGCGCGCGCUUCCAUGGACUUCUGACCGGCGCCUGACCUUGAUUUGGAAAGGAUGAGGUGCGGGAAGAAGCAGGAGGAGCAGAGACUUGACCGACGCACUAAGUUCCUUUAAUGGCAGAGGAACAGAGGAAAGUAACGGACCUCAAACUCGUCGAUAGUUAGCCUUAGGCGACGCUCGGGUUGAGACAAGAAGACGCCUGCGCAGUAGACAUAAAGUUCUGGCACGCUCUGACGUUUGGAGUGAAGAGCCGCAGUUUCAAGGACCCGGAUAAUCCCGCCCACAGAGCAGAGCCGGAAGAAGGCGGGACUAGUCAGCCGGAAGGAGGCUCAAUGCUUUGGGUAGUCUCUUCAUGGCUGUGAAGAUGGCGGUAGCUGCGUGGCUUCAGGUGUCUCCUGUCGUCUUUCUUCUUUUGGGGGCGCAGCCGUUCCCACUGUCGCUUUUUGGUGCAGGACCAGCACCCGUGUUUGCCGCAGAUAGAUCAAAGUGGCACAUUCCGAUGCCGUCGGGGAAAAAUUAUUUUAGUUUUGGAAAGAUUCUUUUUAGAAAUACUACCAUCUUAUUGAAAUUUGAUGGAGAGCCUUGUGAUCUGUCUUUGAAUAUAACCUGGUUUCUGAAAAGUGCUGAUUGCUACAAUGAGAUCUAUAGCUUCAAGGCAACUGAAGUAGAGAAAUAUUUGGAAAAUCUCAAGGACAAAAAAGGCUUGUCUGGGAGAUACCAAACGUCAUCAAGAUUAUUUCAGAACUGUAGUGAACUCUAUAAAGCCCAGAGCUUUUCUGGGGAUUUUAUGCAUCGACUCCCUCUUUUAGGAGAAAAACAGGAGGCUAAGGAGAAUGGAACAAAUCUUACCUUUACAGGGGACAAAACUGCAUUGCAUGAACCAUUGCAGACUUGGCAAGAUGCACCGUACAUUUUUAUUGUGCAUGUUGACAUUUCGUCCUCAAAGGAAUCACCAAAAGAAAAUGCACUGAGUAAUCUUUUUAUCAUGACUGUUGAAGUAAAGGGUCCCUAUGAAUACCUCACUCUUGAAGACUACCCGCUGAUGAUCUUUUUCAUGGUGAUGUGUAUUGUGUACGUCCUAUUUGGUGUUCUCUGGCUGGCAUGGUCUGCUUGCUACUGGAGAGAUCUCCUGAGAAUUCAGUUUUGGAUUGGUGCUGUCAUCUUUCUGGGAAUGUUUGAGAAAGCCGUUUUUUAUGCAGAAUUUCAGAAUAUCCGAUACAAAGGUGAAUCAGUCCAGGAUGCCUUGGUCCUUGCAGAGCUGCUCUCAGCAGUGAAACGCUCACUGGCUCGAACCCUGGUCAUCAUAGUCAGUCUCGGAUAUGGCAUAGUCAAGCCUCGUCUUGGAGUCACUCUUCACAAAGUCGUGGUGGCAGGAGCACUCUAUCUUUUGUUCUCUGGCAUGGAAGGAGUCCUCAGAGUUACAGGGUAUUUUCCUUACUCCUUGGCUCUGACAGUAAGCCUGGCCCUCUCUGCAGUUGAUGCCUGUAUUAUUUUAUGGAUAUUCAUUAGCCUGACGCAAACAAUGAAGCUGUUAAAACUUCGGAGGAACAUUGUAAAGCUUUCUUUGUAUCGGCAUUUCACCAAUACGCUUAUCUUAGCAGUGGCAGCAUCUAUUGUGUUUAUCAUCUGGACAACCAUGAAGUUCAGAAUAGUGACUUGCCAGUCGGACUGGCGGGAGCUGUGGGUGGAUGAUGCCAUUUGGCGGUUGCUGUUUUCCAUGAUCCUCUUUGUCAUCAUGAUUCUCUGGCGACCAUCAGCAAAUAACCAGAGGUUUGCCUUUUCACCAUUGUCAGAGGAAGAUGAAGAGGAUGAACAGAAGGAACCAAUGCUGAAGGAAAGUUUUGAAGGAAUGAAAAUGAGAAGUAGCAAGCAGGAACCAAAUGGAAAUAGUAAAGUAAACAAAACACAGGAAGAUGAUUUGAAAUGGGUAGAAGAGAAUGUUCCUUCAUCCGUGACUGAUGUAGCACUUCCGGCCUUGCUGGAUUCAGAUGAGGAGCGAAUGAUCACACACUUUGAGAGGUCGAAGAUGGAGUGAGCAGUGGGAAGCCGCCGUUGAAGAUGGCUCAUGUCAGGGAAGACGCCAGCUUAUGUGUCAGUCUUCUGCACGCCCGCGAGAUUAAAGGAGGCAAAGAUA